Messenger RNA from Microbotryum saponariae, 1335 nucleotides. The record is from the annotation of a GenBank genome assembly. NCBI's taxonomy places the organism in Eukaryota, Fungi, Basidiomycota, Microbotryomycetes, Microbotryales, Microbotryaceae.
AUGGCAGACGACGCCGCUGCCGAAGAACGACGAGCCAAAGCCGCCGCUCGUCAGGCCAAGCUGCUCGCCAAGUCCAACGAGCGACUGGCCAAGAUCACCGGCGCCGCAAAGGGGGAAGGGCGAGUCAUUUCAGAUGGUCAGUACAGAACAGUCUCUGCUUAUGAGCCUGCGUGGGUGUGUGUGUGUGUUGAAUCUGUCUGUCUGCCACAGCCGCCGUCGGAAUCGCACCUCGAACUGCACCUUCGUCCCCACCGCCACCGCGCUCGCUCGCACCACGAGACGACGACGAUCCCGCCGAGGUCGAUCUCGCCGCAGCGAGCAUCAACGCCAGAGCGAAUGCACUCGCCCAACUCAACCCUCAGCAACAGGCCCAGUUCGACCAAAUGUUUGGCGGCCCAGGCGCAGCACCGGGAGCAGGUGCAGCCGAUCCGUUCGCCCAGAUGAUGGCACAGAUCAUGGGCGGAGCAGCACCUGGCAUCACUGUCGAUCCGAACGCAACCGCACCUUCACCCUUUGGUCCCGGAGGAGCCAACAUGUUCGCCAACCUCCUGAACGCACAACCCGGAGCCGCGGGAGGAGGAAUACCAGCUCAACCGGGCGUGGCCGCUUUCCCUCCCACGCCCAAGACCUGGCUCGAUCGAGUGUUCCCUCUCAUCCACCUCGUGUCCAUGAUCGCCUUGUCCGUCUAUGCGAUCGUCUACGUCGAGCCCGCAAAAAAGUUUGGCCAGUACGGGUGGAUGGGCAUUGGGUCCAAGAUCGAUUGGGCUGCUUGGGCACGGCUGGGAGCGACGAAGCCGGUACAGGGCAGGAUCGCAGGUCAGGUCGAUCAACUCGCUGGAGUUGGGUUGUCGGUCGUGGUGAGUGCAUGAGCAAAGUUCAAUCACUUGGGUUGGUGUCCCCGCUGAUGUUGACUCUUUCGGGAUCUUAGCCUCUGCUGUGGAUGUUUGUCAGCGUCGAACUGGUGCUGCAGACUUCGCGCUUGUUCCUAUUGAGGGUAAUAUAUUUCAUUCUUAAAUCUACCCGAACAUCGAGCUAAACAAGCCUUUUUCCUUCCGACAGAAUCGAGCUCCCGCCCCCUCGAUGCUCAACAGCAUCCUUCCCCUCGUCUCCCAGUUUUCCCCCCAACUCGGCCUCCUCAUUUCCACCAUCGUACGCUACAUGACCCUCGUCACCGUCCUCUUGAACGACCUCAGUGUCGUCGUAUUCUGCAUCGGUGCCGCGACCGUUUACGGGAAAUACAAGACCGGCACCUUUGGUGCGGGAGGGGCGAACGUGUUGGAUCGGUUGAGUCAGGUCGGGCCUGAGGCUUUGGAUCGGCUCAAAGGGGAAUUGUGA